Molecule: messenger RNA, 3898 nt
Organism: Cavia porcellus (domestic guinea pig)
Lineage: Eukaryota; Metazoa; Chordata; Mammalia; Rodentia; Caviidae
Gene: Haus6
Product: HAUS augmin like complex subunit 6
Exons: 17
Coding region: 236-3094 (952 amino acids)
Biological process (GO): spindle assembly
Cellular component (GO): mitotic spindle microtubule; HAUS complex
Molecular function (GO): microtubule binding
Source: RefSeq, a predicted model, not a curated record
CGCGGGAGUCUUGUUUUGUGGUGGCUUCGCCUAGGCAUCUUUAACCGCUCCAUUUUCCGGAGGCCUUUCGGCUGUUUGACGCGAAAUGGCUUUCGGCGACAAAGCAGCGGGCGGCGGGGAAGGAGGGUUCGCCGCGAGCUCUGGCUGCCUGUAGUGAGGGAUCCUGACUUGAGCCCUGACAACUGCUUGGAGGCCUGAGCUUUUUUCCGUUGAAAUCACCUCGCCGACUGUGAAGAUGAGCUCUGCCUGUGUCACUUCUUUCGAGAAGCAGCAUCUCUGGAUGUAUCUGCGGGCGCUCGGCUUCGAGCCAGGCCGGGCCGCCGUAGCCAGCGGGAAGAUCGUGUCACACACGCACCUUGGAGUGAACAUGUUUGACAAGCUGAACCGUGAUGCCUUUCAUAUAGUUUCUUAUUUUUUGUUUCAAACGCUAGACCAGUCUCUCACCAAAGAAGUUUUCAAGUUUUGCUGGCCUCCAUUUGACCAAAAAAGUGACACUGAAUUCCGGAAACACUGCUGUGAAUGGUUAAAAAAGAUUUCUGCGGAGUGUGACAGCUUUCCUCAAGUUGUUGGCUCACUGUUUCUUUCUCCUGGUGGCCCUAAGUUUAUUCAUCUGAUGUAUCAUUUUGCAAGAUAUGUUGCAAUAAAAUAUAUUAAAGCCAAUUCUAAAAAUUCUUCUCUACAUUUUUCAGAAACAUGUAAUGUAAAGACCCAAGAUAUGCAUAAGUGCCUUGCCAGAUGUCUUAUAGCUCGUAAUAGAUUUUUACAGAUUUUACAGAGAGAAGAUUGUGUUAUCCGGAAAUAUCAUGAAAAUGCACAAUUAUCAGUUAAGCAACUUCGGAAUUUGAGAUCUGAAUACAUAGGAUUGCAAAACCAAAUAAAAAAAAUGGAACCCUCCGAUGACCAAAGUAUUCUAAAAGAGAAAAUUGAAAAGGUUCGAUCUUUGUGGACCUUAGUAAAUGAAACGCUCAUGGUUUUGGAAAAAGAAAGAGAAGUUGUUAAUUCAGUCCUUAGUCUUGUUAACCAAUAUGAUUUAGAUGGAAGUAAUGUUGUUAUUAAUAUUCCAAGUCUCUUACUUGACAAAAUUGAGAAACAAAUGGGGCAGCUGCACAUAGGAAAUGUUUAUGAGGCUGGAAAAUUGAACAUUUUAACAGUUAUUCAGUUGUUAAAUGAAGUCCUGAAAAUAAUGAAAUAUGAACGUGGUCAGUCUGACCAAGCAAGAUUCACAAUAGAUCAUCACUACCUUGAAAAAGAGACCAAAUUUCAGAAGGAGAGAUUAUCAGAUCUGAAGCAUAUGAGGUGUAAAAUAAAAGAAAAUCUUACUACUAUAAGACAGUCUAUUGUUGAAAAGCAAGAAGAAUGGGAUAAGAAAUGGAAGGGAUUUCUUGGUGUGUCUCCUUUCAGUCUAUUUACUGGUCGGUCUCCAGCAGUGGAUCUUUUACCACCUAUGGGUCCCCUCUCAUUUGAUCCUGUCUCGGAGGAAGUAUAUACAAAGAGUGUUCUUUUUCAGUAUCCUGCUUCACUUCCAGAAAUACCUAAGCAACAUAAACAAGAAAAUGAUUGCGGAAGAGACAUUGAUACCCUGGGAGCUGUGUGUGACAUAGCCAAAAGUUCUGCUUCCUUCCUAUUGGAAUCAGCUUCAUCAUCAGAGAGAAACAGUGUUGCACUACCUAAAAAGGAUACAGUGAUGAGAGCUCCCAAAGAGAAAGAUGGAAUAAUUUCUAAGAAAAUACCAGAACUUAGCAGACAAGACUCUCCAUUGUUGAAUACUGCAAAACACAAAGAGAAUAGAACAUGUGGGCGUCCUCUGCCGGCCAAAAACAGUGAUCCAUUCCAAAAAGAACAAGAUCAUCUGGUAGAAGAGGUUGCUAGAGCAGUUUUGUCUGAUUCACCACAGCUCUCUGAAGGAAAAGAAGUAAAAUUAGAGGAACUAAUUGACUCUAUAGUUUCUAACCCCUUCUUAACAAGGAAACAGAUUCCCCGAACUCCAGAAAGCUUGAUAACUGAAAUUAGGAGCUCAUGGAGAAAAGCUAUUGAAAUGGAAGAUAUCAGAAAUACAGAACCAAUUCAAAUGGAUACUGACCAUGCAGAAGUAUUGCCAGACUCUGUACCUGUGUUGCACCAUCAAAGAGAAUUUAGCAUGGCCAGUUUUUUCUCGGAUUUUGACCCAUCUUAUUUGCCUGAAGAGAAAGUUGUUUUGGAUUCUCUUGAGGAUGUGCCUCAGAAACAUGAGGCGAACAGUCAUAUAGGUGAACCCCCAACAGAAAAUAAGUCAGAUUUGUUAAGUAAGAAAACAGUUUGUAAGCAAGAUUUAGAAUGUAUGACUUUACCCACUAAGCGUUCAGAAACUAGCUCGAUAGAGGGAUUCUCCUCUUCUGUACAUAAUAGCAUCAGUAUGCUGAUGGAUAGAAGUAAAGAUAAGUAUAUUAAAACAUCAGGCCACUUACAAGCUUCUAGUGAUGAAACUCCCAUGCGUAAAACUGUGUCAUGGGACUCUUUUCAAGUAUUAAGCGGAAUUAGUUCUAAGAGUCUCAAUGAUAUGGAUUUUGGCAUAUUACAUGAAACUCUUCCAGAAGAAGUCGGUCACCUAAGUCUUAAUAGCUCUAGUAGUUCUGAGACCAAUUUUAAACUGGAAUCAAACAGCCCUGGGCACUGUGGCAUUUUUCCGGAUGAUGUUAUGAAAGGAAGACCCACUACUCCAGAAUCAGAGUUCAAUUUUCAGGCUAUUCACCAUAGUUACGAGGCUCUAAAGAAAUCUCUUUCCAAGACAAGGGAAGAAUCUUACUUCUCUAAUCCUGAAGUACUUGAAAGACAGCCAGAAGUGAGUAUUACAGCCAAAAACAUGCCAGAAGGAAAUAUACUUCACCUUUUGGAUGCUGAUGAUUUGCUCAUUGACUAUGCAAAGCCAUCUGUAUGCACACCCCUUGGUGAAAGAAAACGGUCUCUGUCACCACUAAUUAAGUUUUCUCCAGUGGAGCAAAAAUUGAAGACCACAGUACCAUGUAGCCUUGGAGAACCAUGUAGUAGUCUUGGAGAACUUUUACCCAAUGUAAAAGAAGAAGAAAUCAUGAAUAAGAGCCUGGAUGCAAACAAAUGACUCGACAAGCUGAUGCAGUACCUGACUAAUUUAACUAUGAUGUAUUUAAAUUGAAGCUGUGUUGCAGAAUGGAAACUGAUUUAUAACUUAAUACAUGUUGGAAGUGUAACACUAUUUUUCAAAGAUGUAUAAAGAUCCUAAAUACCUUUUAGCCUCUUGUAAUGUUUUUAGAUAAGAAAAGUGUAUUUGUAUAUUUUUCUUCAUAAUGAUAUGAAGAUGAAAUGUGAAGUUUUUUGAAAGCAAGUGUCAAGUUAUGGGAAGUUAUUUUGUUAUUGUGAAUAAUCUUGAAAGCAUUAAGUAAAUAACAAAAGUAGUUUAAUUUAUAAUUUCAGUUAAUUAAUAUAAAGAAGCGUAGCUUUUGAUGUACUGCUACUAAUUGGAUAAACUAAUAGCCACUAAAUAUACUCAUCUUUCAUUUUAGAGAACUAAAACACUUAAUUGGUUCUCUAUGGAACAUUCUGGUACUAAUUAAAAAAGUGAGAAAAGUAGUACCUUGGGAUCUUUGUCAAAAAGACAAAUUUUAAAAUUGUCUAAAAUGUUCUAAAUUGAUUUAAGGAUUAUUCAAGUAGAUUCUGAAAGUCCAAUUUGAUGGAAUAAAGUACAUGUGGUAAGUAAAGACUAGGGCAGAGAUUUAGAGAAAAGGAAAAAGGUGGAAGAUGAUGACACUUAAGGAAACUGUCAAACUAUAAAUCCAUUCAUGGGGUUGUAUAAUAUUUCUAUUUAGUCUAAUUUAGACUGCAAAUUUAAUGCUAGUUUAUAUUUUAACAAAAUGUGUAAAUUAAAAAAAAUUAUUAGCCUGUUUAA